CUUGCACCCAACGCGACAUGAUUGGCCAAUUGUAUAUGGCGAAGUUGCUGUCCCUUACCCACCCUUAUUAGAAUAUACAUAUUCAGCAUUCCACCAAGGAAUUUCGUCUCGUCUGGCUCGUAUCAACUCCUCACAACCUUCAAAUGCCGUCGACGCGUUCUGCCCGUGUCAGUAGCGACUUGUCUUGGCUACACGAGUGCUUUUCCAUCUUCGAAGUGCCUGAUUGAAGUCGAAAAGAACUCGACAUGUCGCGCAGAGCCCACCAUAGGUCACGAUCAUCGAUCGACCGCGUCCUAGACCUCCUGUCCGAACUGGAUGAGGACCAGAUGCAAGCUCUGCUUCGCGAGGCCGAAUCUACAGUAUCAGGCAACAUACCCGUCUCCAAGGGCAUUGAUUUCUUCGAGCGCCCCGGCGUAACUCCCUCUCUCGCCCAGUCGCCGCCGCCACAGCCGCCACCGCCACGGCGGAAGUUCCUGACCUCACUGUCACCUCGAAAACAGACAGAGCUAAGGAGACGUUUGAGCAAGCGAGCAUCCACCCAGCAAGACCAGCCCACGGCCAAUUCUGGGAAUCCAGAUCCUAUCAAGAGUCCAAAGAAGACGCCGCGUUCCUAUAAACGGAUCAGCCGUCCGAUUUUCCCUCUUCCCGCACCCGCGGCCACUGCCGACCUCACCGAGCUCCUAGCGGCAUACCUGUUGGAUGCAUCAGUUACACUUCCUUCAGCAUCCACACCCUCUACUGCAUUGAAGUCGCCAGCUCCACUACGUCCACCGUUUUUGUCAUAUACAGAACCUGAGAAUGACGGGCCAGAGCUGGACCUGCUAGAACCAGCACCCGCUAGGGCGCCAGCAACGCUUGACAUCUUCAGUGGUCCGGUGAAAAGACCUACGCGCAAGAUCAGUGGUAUAUUCGAAGUUUUGGACGAUGCGGGCUCUCUUGGCCAUCGUGGAGGCUUCUAAGACAUGACUCCCGUGAGCUGGUCGUUCCCUCGACGUUUAGGAGACGAGAGCCAGAUGCCAGGGUUUAUUCAUGGCGUAGUCUUCACAUUUGGGCGAUGUUCUUGGUAAUAAGGCCCAGCAAUCACUACAGGUUUCUUAUGACUCGUACUGGAGCAUGGCUACCAGUCGAAGGGACUAAUUGGGCUGCGAAAUUGUUCGAAUUCUCUGGCGCAACGGGGCCGUUGUAUGUGUGCACUGUAAAUGUAUAAUGUAUAGGAAGUCUUCGGCGGGCAGAUUCCAUACUACAACUCAUCCCGCUGAGCAGAAGGGUGGGAAAUUGAUACCCAGAUUAUUAUAAGAUGUUUUGAGGCGUUUAGGGCGUACAUACAUGGGAAAGGACAGAGCAUCGGUGCUACUCUGUAUAGUAAUGCCCUCUUACAUUUUCAAAUAUAUGGAUUACCCAACUCGUUAAGUGUCUUGAGUGUGAAAGGC
This is a messenger RNA of Xylaria bambusicola, 1430 nucleotides long. RefSeq lists its product as uncharacterized. The transcript has a single exon. The record is from RefSeq and is a predicted model, not a curated record. The coding region runs from base 246 to 959 and encodes 237 amino acids. Lineage: Eukaryota; Fungi; Ascomycota; Sordariomycetes; Xylariales; Xylariaceae.